GUUAAAGUAAGCGACAUAAUCGAGGAUCUUAACCACGUCAACCCCCCCAAAAGCCCCAGCGUCAAGCACCUUGUCGCCUCUUCCGCAUACGGCUGGGAAGACUCCUCCGACUUCGACGACCAGAAUACCGAGAAGUGGUAUCCGCAGGGCAUCACCACGUCCGCAGAUGCAUAUCAAAGUGGAACGUAUGAGGGGCACAGAGUGCAGCUUGUGACGUGGCACUCGGAUCAUUACGAGGACGGGAAGAGAGGGGCGAGAGUGAGUUUCGUGAAGCAGGGCAGUGCGAGCGCGAGGAAGUACAGACAUGUCUUGCUCGUGCAGCCAAAGGGUGAGGACAACUUCGAGGCCAUCAAGGGUCUGCAUGCCGGCGGAGUGGCGUGGUAUGGUAACUUAGUCUACGUGGUCGACACCACGGGCGGACUCCGCGUAUUCGAUCUCAACCAUCUCUACAAGGUCGAUGCAAGUAUCAAGGACAAGAUUGGGCGGCAGUCUGGCGGGAAGUACGCCGCAUAUGGAUACAAAUACAUCCUCCCGCAAGUCCGCACCUAUACAUGGCAGCCCAAAUCCGGCCUCACAAACAUGCGCUUCUCCUUCAUCUCACUCGACCGCACCACAACUCCCGACUCGCUCCUCAUCGGCGAAUACCACGCCACGCGCACCGACUGCCGCCUCGUGCGCUGGGACGUGGACUACACGACGCGCCUGCUCAAAACCUCCAACGGCCUCGCGACCGCCUCGCAGGCCGUGUCGCACGGGAACACGAAGAUCCAGGGCGCGGCGACAAUCGAUGGAAAGUUCUUCCUUACGCAGAGCGGCGGCAGCUUGAUUAGCUACUCGUGGAAGGGCGGUAAGAAGACGACGGCGGACACGUUUCCGAAGGUACCCGAGGAUUUGAGCUAUGAGAAGGGCGUGGGGCUUUGGUCGAUGAUGGAGCAGCCCGGGUGGAGGAGUGUGGUU
Molecule: messenger RNA, 957 nt
Organism: Trematosphaeria pertusa
Lineage: Eukaryota; Fungi; Ascomycota; Dothideomycetes; Pleosporales; Trematosphaeriaceae
Exons: 2
Source: RefSeq, a predicted model, not a curated record